AUGGGUUCCACCGACGCGGUUGCUGCCAUCCAGACGGCCUUUACGACCGACCAAAUCCUUCUCCCUGGUAACGACCUAUACGAGAAGCGCAAUGGUUCAUACCUCUCACAGCUCGAGGGCGAUAUCAAGCCGGCUUGCAUUUUCCAGCCUAGGACAAAGGAAGAGGUGUCACAGUUCGUGAAGCUCAUCAAGCCUUUUGUGGGGGAUGGCAAGGUGGCUUUCGCCAUUCGUGGCUGCGGCAACAUGCCCGCCCCAGGCUGCGCGAACAUCGAGGGAGGUAUCACACUGGACUUGGGCCUACUGACCGAGCUGUCGCUCGGUGAAAAUACCGUGUCAGUCGGCGCUGGAGUACCUUGGGCUGCCGUCAACGAGACCGUGCAAGAUGCUGGGCGUGGCGUCACAGGUGGUAGAGCUGGAAAAGGCGGAAUCGGAGGACUGGCAUUGGCUGGUGGUCUGUCUUUCUUCUCGUCUCGCGAAGGUUUCAUCUGCGACAACGUGUUCAGCUUCGAAAUCGUGCUAGCUUCGGGUGAAAUCGUAAAUGCCAGCGCGAAGGAGAACUCGGACUUAUGGAAAGCUUUGAAGGGAGGCUCAAACAACUUUGGCAUAGUCACCAAGUUUGAGCUCCUCACGUUCAAACAGGGGCCUUUCUGGGGCGGCAAUAUUUACUACUUUCCUCCAAGUUUUCCUUCCCAGAUUGAUGCUCUGGUCAAUGAGUUGCAGAAGCCGGACGCGGAUCCUGAAACACAUCUUAUGGUGAGCAUUGGGUAUGCAGCACAAUUUGGAGGAUCCGCUUGCAUGAAUACGGUGUACUACACCAAAGAAGGAGUUGAGGAUCCACCUGUGCUCAAGCCUUUUACUGCUAUCGAGCCCCAGAUCCCACAGCUCAAUUCACUGAAGACGAUCACUUUGACGGAAGCAGCUGCGGGUCAAGAUGCAGGCGUGUCACUUCAAACGCGCUGCGCCUACAUGAACCUGUCCGUCAAAGCCGAUGCGGCGACUUUGAAAGCCGCUUCUGACAUUUACACGGCGGCUUUUGAGCCUAUAAAGGAUGCAGCUGGCCUUAUCUGCUCGCUGACUUUCCAGCCCUACGCUGUAUCGCUCCUAGAACAGUCCGUCGCUAAAGGCGGCAACUCACUCGGUCUUCUGCCCAGGGAUGGUGCUGUUGUAUCAGUGCUCCUGCUGACAUAUUGGGGCUCGAAAGACGACGAUGAGCGGAUUAUCGCUGCCUUUAAAGGGGCCCUGGAGAAGAUCCGCGUGGUGGCACAGGAGAACGGCACGUUGCGCGACCAUGUUUACCUCAACUACUCAUUCAACUUCCAAGACCCGAUUAGUUCAUACGGCGAGGAGAAUAAGAGAUCAUUGCAAGAAGUGAGUAAGAAGUAUGAUCCAGAGGGGUUGUUCCAGAAGGGCGUGCCUGGGGGUUUCAAAUUAUUUUAG
Messenger RNA from Phaeoacremonium minimum UCRPA7, 1437 nucleotides. Its product is annotated as putative fad binding domain protein. Lineage: Eukaryota; Fungi; Ascomycota; Sordariomycetes; Togniniales; Togniniaceae. The transcript has 2 exons. The record is from RefSeq and is a predicted model, not a curated record. Gene Ontology annotation, molecular function: FAD binding. The coding region runs from base 1 to 1437 and encodes 478 amino acids.